UAUAUAUAUAUUUUUUGGUUGCUUUUAUGUUUUCGUGACUUUUUGUUACUUGGGUUCUUAUACCGAAUUCUAGAGUGAUCUUUUCUUUUCAGAUCCUGACGAUUUUACAAUGAUUUUUCUCCAGCAACCUCCUUUCGAUAUUUGUUGCUCUUAGCUUGCAAGAGCUUACUUAGGUAGGGUCGAAGGAUAUUUUGAGGGUUAUACUUCUGUCUGUGUCCUUUUUAAGGAUUUAGAUAAGGUUGAAGGGUUUCGAAAUGAUCCUGCCUUUUUGGUGCUUAAACCAUUUUUUUCGGCCCUUAUUGAGAGUACCGUGUUAUUUUAUGACUCAUUUCCUACUUUUUGCUUGUAUUUUUUGCACCGUAAAUUUUUUUUUUGAGUCUUUUGUUUGGAAGCCCACUCAUUUUCAGUGUUUUAAUCCUCACAAUCCUUUUCUUAUUUGAUUAAAAAAACACAAAAAAAGGCAGCCCAACAAUAUACUUAAAUUCAACUAGAAGAAUCCUACAAAUUUAAAGUAAAGAAAAAUGGGCCCAAUAAGUGACCCAACCCAAUAUAGUCUCGACACAACGCCCAAUUUUUUGGCAGGAAUGGGCCGGCCCAAUAUAUUCUUGACACGUACGUGACUGGAAACCGGAAAUCGUGGCGCAACCCUUCCCCUACGUUGGUUUUCACGUUUUCCUCCAUUAAAAAAAAAUAUAUAUAUAUAACCCCCGGAAUUUUAGAAAUUGUGAAAUAGCAAGUGGCGGAGUGGUAGUGAGCGGGAUAGUGGUACUAUUACUAUUCUAUUCCAGAAAAUGGAAUUGGCUAGCUGCUGCUCCUCCUCCUCCUCCGUCUUGAGCAUCAAAUACCGAAGCAUCCCCUCGAAGAACGUGAGUAGAUGUUAUUAUAGAUUCAAAUACUCUCCGGCUGCGUCGGGAAAUGGAUUCACUGCGGCAGGGAGGCCCUUCUCUCCGGCGACAAGGAUGGUUUCGAGCAGCCAUGUCUCUGGAGAGCGAGGCAGCAGCUUCAGAUUCACUUACAGGAGGCAGGAUUCCUGUUUGGUAAUUGCUCCGCCCAAGGGUGUGAAGCCACGCGCCAUCAUCGAAUUCUUGGGCGGUGCGUUCAUUGGAGCGGUCCCUGAAGUCACCUACGGGUACCUAAUGGAGCGAUUGGCGGAUGAAGGGUUUGUUGUUGUUUCAGUGCCUUACAAUGUGACUUUUGAACAUUCACAGGCUGCUGCGCAGGUUUACGAGAAGUUCAACGCCUGCUUCCGUUCAAUCGUCUCCUCUGGAUUGCCCCAUGCCAAUUUAACAUCUGCCCAGCUCGUUGAUCUUCCCCUUUUCUCUGUCGGCCAUAGCAAUGGCGCGCUUCUCCAAUUACUCAUGGGAAGCAAUUUCUCCGAUAUGAUACCAAAGGCUAAUGCCGUAAUCUCAUUCAACAACAGGCCAGCAACAGAGGCAGUGCCUUACUUUGAACAGUUGGGUCCUCUAGUUCGUCAGAUGAUGCCAGUUAUAGAAUCAUCUCCAGUCUAUUCAGUGGCUAGGAGUGCCUCAGGAGAUGCAUGGAAGAUGCUACUUGAUGUGGCUGGAGCAAUGAUAGCAGAGGGUGAUCAGGAAUCCCUAAUUUCAAUGACCAACUUUGUUGAUCAGUUGCCAUCAGUGCUAAAUCAGGUUACUCAAGGGACAUCAGAGUUCAAGCCGACACCAUCUGAAAAUCGUGAUUGUUUUAAGAGCUCAUACAAUGUCCAACACACACUAUUGGUGAAGUUCAACUCUGACACAAUUGACGAGACGGAUCUUCUUGAAGAGACAUUGAAGCCUCGUGUGAACGUCAUUGGUGGGACACUAGAAAAGGUCCAAUUGAGCGGUAACCAUAUCACACCAUGCAUACAGGAACCAAAGUGGGAAGUCGGUUAUGUGUAUACUCCAGCUGAUGCGAUUGCUCAGGGGCUUAAAACUCUUUCAUUGAAUGAGACUAAAGUGCUUUCCAGAACCAUAAGCGACUGGUUCAGGCGUUUUGAAGAUUGAAAAUAUAAUUUCGUUAUGUUGUACUAAUGUUGAGUUACCUAACAACUCAUGCACUAAGAUAUAGAAGCUUCUAAAAGGAAAAAAGAUUUCUUCCAAACUGGGUUGAAAGAAGUUCUCCCGAAAGAAAACUCUUUUUGUUUAGAAGCACUUGGCUUUAAUGAGAAAUUUAUCAAUAGGAUUCCUGCAUACAACUU
Messenger RNA from Corylus avellana, 2197 nucleotides. Its product is annotated as initiation factor 4F subunit (DUF1350). Lineage: Eukaryota; Viridiplantae; Streptophyta; Magnoliopsida; Fagales; Betulaceae. The record is from RefSeq and is a predicted model, not a curated record.